This is a messenger RNA of Acanthosepion pharaonis, 2526 nucleotides long. The record is from the annotation of a GenBank genome assembly. NCBI's taxonomy places the organism in Eukaryota, Metazoa, Mollusca, Cephalopoda, Sepiida, Sepiidae.
AUGUUGUGUCGCACGAUUGAUUUGCGCGGUGGUAGUUCCGUUAUGCGGUGUCUGUGGUCCCGCGGGCGAACCACGAUUCACAAAAUCGAACAGACCAAACGUCACGCCCAAAUACAAUUCACAAAUUUGGACAAACUAAGUGAAUUCGGCUACUCCUCGCUCUGGUGUGGUCGGUCGGCUCAGCCGACGUCGCGGCAUGGCCGACGACGCGGCGUGGUCGGCUUGUCGGCCGAGCGCAGACCUCUGCCUGUUGUCCCAUGGCCGGGCGGACCACAAAUUAGAGAGACCAAUCUUUUCAUUAUUAUUUAUCUUCCAUUUCUUUCUUUUUUUCUCUCUCUCUUUCUUUCUUUAUUUAUUUCAUCCGUUUCUUUCUUUCUUUCUUUCUUUCUUUCUUUCUUUCUUUCUUUCUUUCUUUCAUUUCUUUCUUUCAUCCGUUUCUUUCUUUCUUUCUUUCUUUCUUUCUUUCUUUCAGCUGUUUCUUUCUUUCAGUCGUUUCUUUCUUUCUUUCUUUCUUUCUUUCUUUUCUUUCUUUCUUUCAUCCUUUCUUUUCUUUCUUUCUUUUCAUUUCUUUCUUUCAUCCGUUUCUUUCUUUUUUCUUUCUCUCUUUCAUCCGUUUCUUUCUUUCUUUCUUUCUUUCAGCUGUUUCUUUCUUUCUUUCUUUCUUUCUUUCUUUCUUUCUUUCAUCCGUUUCUUUCUUUCUUUCUUUCUUUCAUUUCUUUCUUUCAUCCGUUUCUUUCUUUUUUCUUUCUUUCUUUCAUCCGUUUCUUUCUUUCUUUCUUUCUUUCUUUCAGCUGUUUCUUUCUUUCAGUCGUUUCUUUCUUUCUUUCUUUCUUUCUUUUUUCUUUUUCUUUCUUUCUUUCUUUCUUUCUUUCGUUUCUUUUUUCUUUUUCUUUCUUUCUUUCUUUCUUUCUUUCUUUCUUUCAUUUCUUUCGUUUCUUUCUUUUUCUUUCUUUCUUUCAUCCGUUUCUUUCUUUCUUUCUUUCUUUCAGCUGUUUCUUUCUUUCAGUCGUUUCUUUCUUUCUUUCUUUCUUUCAUUUCUUUCUUUCAUCCGUUUCUUUCUUUUUUCUUUCUUUCUUUCAUCCGUUUCUUUCUUUCUUUCUUUCUUUCUUUCUUUCUUUCUUUCUUUCUUUCAUCCGUUUCUUUCUUUCUUUCUUUCAGCUGUUCCUUUCUUUCAGUCGUUUCUUUCUUUCUUUCAUCCUCGUUCUUUUGUUCUUUCUGUACCUUUUCCUCGUCCUUUCUCUAUUUCUCUUUCUAUUCACCCCCACAUUGUCAUUCUUUGCUUGUCAUCCUGUCACUCCAUCUAGCGGCUCUAUUAUCUCCCCUUUCCCGUUCCCUUUCGCGACUCUUGCCGCUGUCAACUUAAUGAAAUUUGGCAGUCUUUGCCGACAUGACUUGCGGCUCAUGUCAAUUACGGACCAUCCGUCGGGGCUGGGACUCUGGCUCUGGGGAGCAUGUGGCCGAGGAUUACCUGAAAGUCCGAGCUCGGAGACUUCAGUGUUGGUUUAUAUUUCAUCUGAUUACUCCGAAUCUUUUUCUUUCGUUAAUGACAAUUUACAUUCUAUCUAUCUAUCUAUCUAUCUAUCUAUCUAUCUAUCUAUCUAUCUAUCUAUGACUCUUGUGGGUGACGAAUUAUUUGCUCUCUCUCUCUCUCUCUCUCUCUCUCUCUCUCUCUCUCUCUCUCUCUCUCUCUCUCUCUCUCUCUCUCUCUCUCAGAGGCGGGAUGUGCAGCGUUCAUCUGUUCAUGUCACUGUAGCGGCGGGCUUUCUUUGUGAUGAUCACAAAAUCAUCCGUGUUGUUGCUCUUGCUUUCAAUAAUCCUGAUGGCCAUGAUGAUAAGGCUUUUUUAGAGAAAGGGAAAGAAAAUGAAAAUAUUUUUCUCUUUUUCCUUUCUUUCUAUUUUUCUUAUAUUUCAUCUUUUCAUUAUCUACGCUUAUUUUAUUUUUUCUAUUUUCUUUUUUCGUUUUUUUUUUUUGUUUAUUCUUUUUCAAAUUCUUCCCUAUCUUUCCUUUCUUUUCCUUCUUUUCUUUCAUUUGUUUUCCAUUUUUUAUUCCUUUACGUUUCUUAUGCCUCUUUUUCUUUCUUAUUUCCGUCUUUUAUGAUUCUUUUUACUUUUAAAGUUAUUCUCUGUUCUAUCGCCUAUUUUUUUCCUUUUUUAUUAUUUUCUAAUUUUAUUUUCUAUUUUCAUUUUAAAAUUUCACUCCAUCUCUCUCUCUCUCUCUUUCAUUCUUUCUCUCUCUUUCAUUCUCUCUCUCUCUUUCAUUCUUUCUCUCUCUUUCUUUAUCGUUUCGCCUUUUUUGUAACCUUUAUCGUUUUUCUUUUUCGACUAUUUUCAAUUUUCUACACUUGCCUCCUCUUUUAUCUAUCUAUCUAUCUAUCUAUCUAUCUAUCUAUCUAUUUUUUUGUUUUUAUUCAUUUUUUCGCAAUCUCGUUUUCUGUCUUAUUUUCCGCAAUAUUUUUUCUUUUUCUUUCAAACCUUCUUCUUUUUUCUUUAUUUUCUCUCUUUUUAAGUUCAUCUGUUCUCAUUUAA